Pristis pectinata (smalltooth sawfish) is the source of this 14124-nucleotide messenger RNA. Its product is annotated as collagen alpha-1(XI) chain-like. Gene Ontology annotation, molecular function: extracellular matrix structural constituent. Lineage: Eukaryota; Metazoa; Chordata; Chondrichthyes; Rhinopristiformes; Pristidae. The record is from RefSeq and is a predicted model, not a curated record. The transcript has 67 exons. The coding region runs from base 364 to 5766 and encodes 1800 amino acids.
UUCAGUGUCAAUGUGAUCGAUUCAACUAUUUCUCUUUCUCUCUUGCCAGCCUUUCCAACUGUUUCAUCUCAUUGUCACAGAGGAAGAAGAAAACUGGCAGCAACUUUCCCAGACUUUGUUUUUAAAAAACAAGCAUCUCUCCCCACUCCCCACCUCCUCAAAAAAUGUCCAGAGAAACACUGAUUUAAUCAGUGCCCAGACAGAACGGGGGAGAGAGAGAGAGAGGGAGAAGGCUAACUUUGUAACAAUUAAAUGACUCCAUAGGACUCAUGUACAGAUACAUGCACGCUCAGGAACCUUAGCAAGUGGUCCUUCCAAGCAAGCCGGCUUAGGGGGGGAAUUGUCAGCGUCUCCGGGAAGUUCAUGUCAUUGGAGAUGGAGUGUUGGAAGUCGAGAAGGUGGCUUCUGGAAGCCGGUGUUAUUUUAAUGGCCACAGUUCUGCACCAGUGUUCAACUAAUCCAACAGAGAAUGCAGUUGACAUCCUGCAGGUGUUGAACCUCCAGGACACCAUGGAGGGAGUUGUGAAUGUUGCGGGAUUUUGCACACAACGUAAAGGAUCUGAAGACACUGACUUUGCACUCCGGAUAGAGAACAAGACACACUUUAGUGCCCUAACGACACAAUUAUUUCCAGAUGGAAACUUUCCUGAGAACUUCUCCAUCCUAACAACACUAAAGGCCAAGAAAAACUCCCAGUUCUUCCUCCUAUCUGUUUACAAUGACCAGGGCAUCCAGCAACUGGGAGUGGAAAUUGGGCGCUCUCCUGUCUUUCUCUACGAAGACCAGACAGGCAAACCAACCCCUGAGGAUUACCCCAUCUUCAAAAAAAUUAACCUGUCUGAUGGCAAGUGGCACCGGCUAGCCAUCAGCGUUGAGGGAAAGAACGUCACGUUGAUUGUCGACUGUGACCAGCAGUUCUCCGAGCACCUGGCGAGGAGUGACAGCCCUGUGGUCAGCACCAAUGGAGUCACCGUCUUUGGUACCAGGAUAUUGGACGAGGAAGUGUUUGAGGGUGAUAUCCAGCAGCUACUGAUGUCACCAGAUCCCAAGGCAGCCUACACCUACUGCGAUCGUUACAUCCCUGACUGCGACUCCCUUCUACCCUACGCCCUGCAGGCUCUGCUGCCUUCUUACGAUGAUGAGACAACGACCUCUCGACCCCGCCACAAAAAAAGGAAGAGGGACCGCAAGCGCUCUAAAAAGAAGGGCAAGGGCAGAAAGAGAUCGAAAAAAAAUCGCAAAAGGAAGAAGAAAGAUCGGGCCGCUCGGCAAAAGAUAGAAACUUUUGGGGUUAGGGAACAGGAUACUGAGCCUGAUCCAGUGGAAGAAGUGGAGAACGUCUACGAUUAUUUUCUCGGUCCGGAAUACUACACGGAUUUUGAAGCGGCCAUCUACAACGCCUCUGCUGCUGCUAGUGUCGUAGAGGAAAAUGUCACAAAUGUUGAGACCAUGAGGGAGGAGUUCAUUGAAGAGUCAGAAGAUCCCUUCACUGACGAAAGCCAGGAUUUUGGCACCCACGAGUAUGACGGGCGCCAUUACGAUUACUUCGACAAGGAGUACGAGGACCACUGGGACCGAGGAGAUUCCGAAACACAACAUACAAGGGAGCGAGGCGCGAAGGGGGAGAAGGGAGAGCCUGCGAUUUUCGAACCUGGAACUCGCUUUCCUGGACCUCCAGGACCUACGGGACCUGAGGGUUCUCCAGGACCCCCUGGCCUCCAAGGUCCUCCAGGACGUCCCGGUGACCCUGGAGAAAUGGGUCCUCCAGGACGACCUGGUCUGCCGGGUGUUGAUGGAAUACCCGGACCCCCAGGAACCAUGCUGAUGUUUCCGUUCCAGUUUGGUGGGAACGGAGCCAAGGGACCGGUUGUCUCAGCUCAGGAAUCUCAGGCCCAAGCUAUCCUCCAGCAAGCAAGGCUUGCCAUGAAGGGUCCAGCAGGUUCGAUUGGUCUCACGGGAAGGCCGGGACCUGUGGGUCUCCCGGGAAACAUGGGUCUAAAAGGUGACUCUGGUGAAAUGGGUCCAAAGGGUCCUCCUGGUGUUUUGGGACCUGUAGGUCCUCCUGGAAGACCUGGAAGAAGGGGUCGACCUGGAGUAAAUGGAGUCAGAGGAUUACCUGGUGAGCCAGGAAUAAAGGGUGACAGGGGAUUUGAUGGUUUGCCUGGAUUGCCUGGCAACAAGGGCCAUAGGGGCGAUUUUGGUCCAAAGGGCCCCCCUGGCCCUCCUGGAGAUGAUGGCCUCAGGGGAGCAGAUGGAACAGUUGGGCCCAGAGGGUUGCCCGGUGAGCCGGGUAUGCGUGGUCUCCCUGGACCAAGAGGACCCAUUGGCCCCCCUGGACAACAGGGUAUUACUGGCACUGAUGGCUCCCCAGGUCCUAAGGGAAAUCUGGGUCCUCAAGGUGAUCCCGGACCACCAGGGCAACAAGGUAACCCAGGACCCGAGGGUUUUCCUGGACCUCAAGGCCCCAUCGGACUUCCCGGAGAUAAAGGACCUCCAGGCAAACAAGGACUGCUGGGGCUUAUUGGAGCAGACGGUCCACCGGGUCAUCCUGGUCGAGAAGGCCCAACAGGUGAAAAGGGAAACAUGGGUCCUCCAGGUGCACAGGGUCCAAUAGGAUAUCCGGGAGUCCGAGGUGUCAAGGGUGCGGAUGGAGUCAGAGGACACAAGGGGCACAAGGGCGAGAAGGGGGAAGAUGGAUUUCCCGGCUAUAAAGGUGAUAUGGGUCCCAAAGGGGAUAGGGGCAAUGCUGGUUUACUGGGCCAGCGUGGCGAGGAUGGACUCGAAGGGAUCAAAGGUCAGAUGGGGCCCCUUGGCGAACGAGGAUCGAGGGGUCCAGCCGGUGAAAAGGGAAACCUGGGAGUUCCGGGCCUGCCGGGGUAUCCAGGACGAAAGGGGCCAAAGGGUUCAGUGGGUUUCGUGGGACCCCCAGGAUUAAACGGAGAAAAGGGCAGGAGGGGUAGAGCUGGUCCUCCAGGAAGCCAAGGAGCACGGGGGCCUGUGGGGGAGCGGGGCGAGAGAGGACACAGAGGAUCCUCAGGAAAACCAGGCUCCAAGGGAAAUGCUGGCAUUGAUGGUCCGCAAGGUGCACCUGGGGAAAAGGGACCUCCAGGACCUCAAGGGCUGACGGGUUUCCCAGGGCCCAAAGGACCUCCGGGACCUGCUGGAAAGGACGGGAUCCCAGGACACCCAGGACAACGUGGUGAGCCUGGUUUCCAAGGCAAGAAUGGGCCACCUGGUCCCCCUGGAGUUGUUGGACCUCAGGGUUCCUCUGGCGACAGUGGGCCAGUUGGUGAACGUGGCCAUCCAGGGGCUCCUGGUCCUCCAGGCGAACAAGGCAUUCCAGGUACCGCUGGAAAGGAAGGCACAAAGGGAGACCCAGGCCCAAUCGGUUCUCCCGGAAAACAUGGUCCACCAGGGUUACGGGGAUUUGAAGGAGCCAGGGGCUUACCAGGAGAACUGGGUCCCCCUGGAUUGAAAGGAGGAGAGGGGCCACCCGGUCCUCCUGGGCCAACGGGAUCCACAGGAGAACGUGGACCCAAUGGUCAGGUUGGUGCCAUAGGUCUUCCUGGUCGACCUGGUGGUUCAGGACCCCCGGGCCCUGUUGGAGAGAAAGGAGUCGUGGGUGAGAAAGGCCUUUUGGGGCCUGCAGGUCAGGAUGGAAUCCAGGGUUCCUUGGGUUUGCCAGGUCCCACUGGCCCUUCAGGUCUUCCAGGGGAUGAUGGGGACAAGGGGGAGUUGGGAAGACCGGGACAGAAAGGCAGCAAAGGAGACAAAGGAGAAGCUGGUCCUCCAGGCCCAAUGGGAAUACAAGGCCCAAUUGGACAGCCUGGUCCCAUUGGAUCUGAUGGUGAACCAGGUCCUAGAGGGCACCAAGGCAUGCGUGGACAGAAGGGUGAUGAGGGUAUUCGAGGAUUUCCAGGACCCCCAGGUCCUGCUGGGCUUCAGGGAAUGCCUGGCCUUCCUGGAGAGAAGGGCGAAAGUGGAAAUGUUGGAUUCAUGGGUCCAUCCGGUUCCCCUGGUGCAAGAGGACCUCCUGGGCCCAAUGGUGGCAGUGGUCUUCCCGGCAUCCCAGGAGGUGUAGGUUCCCCGGGGCCAGUGGGUGAAAAGGGUGAGAGGGGUGAAGCUGGAGACCCAGGUCCGCCUGGUGAGCCGGGUAUUCCUGGUAUCAAAGGUGAACUGGGUGAGAAAGGUGAUGCAGGUCCUCCAGGAGCAGCGGGACCUGCAGGGGACAAAGGUCCUCCGGGUGAAGAUGGAACCAAGGGCAACGUAGGUCCUGCUGGUUUCCCUGGUGAUCCAGGUCCUUCAGGUGAACCAGGCGUUCCCGGCGUGGAUGGUACACCUGGAGAAAAGGGCAGCCUCGGAGAUCCUGGUCUCCCGGGCCCAAUUGGGGCAUCAGGUGAACCAGGUCCCCCUGGCCCGCCUGGAAAACGAGGUCCUCAUGGGCCAUCAGGACCAGGGGGUCGAGAAGGCCAGAAGGGUUCAAAGGGUUCCCCUGGGCGACCGGGCCCAGUUGGUAGGACGGGGCCAAGGGGACCUCAAGGCUCACCUGGCAACCCUGGACCUGAAGGUUUGAGAGGGAUUCCUGGGCCAGUUGGAGAGCAAGGUCUUCCUGGGCCGCCUGGCCAGAAUGGACCCCCUGGCCCCAUGGGUCCUCCUGGUAUGCCAGGACUGAAGGGAAAUCAAGGAUUAAAAGGUGACAAGGGACAUGCUGGUGUGAUUGGCCUGAUUGGACCUCCUGGUGAAGUUGGCGAGAAGGGCGAUAGAGGCCUCCCAGGAAACCAAGGAAAACCAGGGAUCAAGGGAGAUACUGGACUUCCAGGGCUCAGUGGGCCCAUAGGUCCUCCGGGAUCUCCUGGAUUGCCAGGCCCACAGGGUGAGAAAGGUUCCAAAGGUUCUGAAGGACCCGUUGGUCUGAGAGGGGAUGAUGGACCUCCUGGUCCUCCUGGUCCACCAGGCCCACCUGCCGAGGUCAUCCAGCCACUGCCGCUGUACAAACGGAAGACCCGGAGGCACUCCGAGGCCGAGCAAGCCGACGACAGCGGGGGGAGGUUCCCCGACUAUGCCUACGGCAUGGAGGAGAUCUUCGGGGCUCUGUCCUCGCUGAAGGACGAGGUGGAGCAGCUGAGACGUCCAGUGGGGACACAGGACAACCCUGGGCGUACCUGCAAGGAGCUACAAAUCUGCUACCCCCACUACAAAGACGGUGAUUAUUGGAUUGACCCAAAUCAGGGGUGUUCAAAAGAUUCCUUCAAGGUCUUCUGUAACUUCACUGCCGGCGGAGAAACCUGCAUCUUCCCUGACAAAAAGACUGAAGGAGUUAAAGUUUCCUCCUGGCAACGUGACAAACCAGGUACUUGGUACAGCAAAUUCAAACGCGGCAAACAGCUUUCAUACACUGACUCCGACGGUAACCCUGUGCACGUGGUUCAGAUGACCUUCCUCCGCCUUCUGAGUGCCACAGCGCGACAGAGGUUCAUCUACAACUGCCAGCAGUCCAUCGCCUGGUAUGACAUGACCACACAGAGCUACCAGAGGGCACUGCGGUUCAUGGGAGCCAAUGGUGAAGAGCUGUCACACACCAAAACACCGUACAUCAAUGCCAUCUAUGAUGGCUGUAAGCUGAGGAAAGGUUCUGACCGAACAGUACUGCAGAUUGACUCUCCGCGAGUUGUUGACCUUCCCAUCAAAGACGUGGCGGUGACCGAUUUCGGCGAGCACCAGCAGAAGUUUGGGUUUGAGGUUGGCCCGGUCUGUUUCAACAGCUAAACCUCAGGAAACAAACUCUGUGUCCAACCUUUCUUUCUCUCCUUUCUUUAUGCAAAAUGCACAUUCUUUUUGUCUUUUAUUGUGUCUCUUAUUAACCAUGCUGCAGAUGGGGUAUUUUUUUUAUUGUGUAUGAGUAACAAUAAAUAAUUGCUGCCCUUGUGGGGCCAAAGUCUUAUGACUUGUUGAAGAGGCCAAGUCAGUGGUUGAUGUAUCUGGGACUUUCCCAAUUUCAUGUCCAACGGCGAUGAGGGUCUUCCUCCAAGUAUCCUCUAGCACCCCAGGAGGCCUUGAACACCAAAUAUUCUCCUGUUACAAAGUGUCCUUCCUCUAGCAAGAUCUGACCAUUGACCUAGUUCUUGAACACGUGGACAUUUAUCUUUGAAAUGUUAAGCAGUGGACAUUGGGCUGUAGAGCCACUCAUAGCUUUACACUGCUGUCUUGGUAAAGGAGAAAGCAGAAUAUCAAAUGAUAUACAUUGUAUAGGGUCUGUCUCCAAUGUUCAGAGUUGCUUGUAUCUUGUUGGGGUACAGCAGCACAAUGGUUAUGGUACUUGACUGGUAUCUCUCGGUCUGGACUAUUAAUACAGAAACAUGGGUUCAAAUCCAUUCAAGACAAUAAAUAAAUCUGGAAGAACCAAAUCUCCUAUCAUUUGCAAAAGCUAUUGUAUUGCUAUAAAGCCCAUCCGGUGUCACUGUCCUUCAGAAACGGAAAUCUGUCUGGCCUGGACCACAUGCAGUUGGCUCUUAUCUACCCCUUGAAGCUGAAGGGACAGAAAGUACCGUUCGUCGACACAUUAAUGAAGAAAAGGCUUAUUCCAUUGAUUGGCCUUGUCUUAAACAAAGCUCCUUGAUGGCUGUGUGAAAACUUGCUCUUCCCAUCCGUUUAAACACUCGAGCCCGUAGAACACCAGCCUGCCUCAUGCCCACAGAUCAGCAGUGUGAAAGGGAGCAUGUGAUGGAACAUCAGUGUGCCAGAUUUGUGGAUGUCAUUGAGCACAUCAGAUGGUGUUGUCAUUGGUCGUGCUGUUUGCAAUAGAGCCCUGGUUCCCGUAUUUCUUCAGGAUGGAAUAGAAUCACAUUGAGUCACACACAAACACACAGACACCUCCUCAGGUCUCUUUGUGCAAGCCCAGUCUGUUUUGUGAAGGUCCCAUUGUACUUUUCCUUUAAGGUAAAUGAAUCAGUAGAGGGUAAUAGCACUGGAGAUGAAGUAGGGUGGAGUGUUUAUUCCCCUCAGUCCAGACACGUUACAUUUGGCUUUUCCCUAUAAUUAAUCCAUUGUUACAUUUUCAGACUGUUGGUCACUCCUUCCAAUUAGACCUACAAGUCCUCCCAACAUAAACAUCUCUGCUCCUGAUAAAAACUCUUCCAUUUCAGAAUUAGCCACCCUUUGUUGGGGUUUGGCAAUGUCCAUUGCUUCCACAAUCCCACAAGAUGCAACCGUUAUUUAGAAUGACACAUUGUGUGAAAUUCACCCUUAGUCACAAGGAUAAACCUCACAAUGUAAAACACCUUGUGUUCUUGUUCUGAAGUUUAGUUUGAUUAAAUUCAGUGGGACAAAGGUUUAGAAGUGACGUUUGACGCACUUUCCAAAUCACACAUCCAACAGAAAUGGUGCGGCAAAAAAGUCUUCCUCCGAGUAUCCUUUAAUACCACUGGAAGCCUUCAACACCAAAUGUUAAAGGAUAAAUUUUGGUAUUCACCCUGAUUGUUGUCCCUGGAUCAGUGUCUAGUUGGCCACCUGUCAGUGACCAUCAGUCUAAUCAUAACAACAGGAGGUAAAGUAAUUCCACAACUAACCUUCACCUGCAAUUUACCUUUAAGGCAAACGCUAUUCUAAAGAACUGUGUAUCCCCUAGGUUAGUCAGUGAAGUAUUAGCACAGUCCAUUGCCGAGUCUCUGAACCCCAAUGAACUUGAUCGCCCCCGGUCCCAUUAGAACUUGACCAUGUCUUUCUCUCAGUCCACUUUCCCCAGUGGGUCUCUGAUGAUGGAAUCAAAAGGAAGGUUAGGAGAUUUUUUUGUGCAAAGUUAUAAUUCCCUGACUGGAAGUGUGGCACCAGCGGUGACUUGAAAAGGGGAGUUGGUUAAGUAUCAGAAUGAGUGAAAAUGACCAGAAACUUUGGGAAAAGGCGGGGAAGCAGGUGACUUGGUUAGCAUGAAUGAGUUGGGCCUGUUUCUGUGCUGUAUAAUUCUAUGACUCUAAUUGUAUAGCAUUUACUUGGGGCUGGCACAGGCAAGAUGGGCCAAUUGGCCUUUUAUUGGGCUCCAUCAUUCUGCAUGAUUGGCGGGAGCAUCAGGAUAAACAGUAGGCAGCUCCUGUGUAACACAAGGUGUCAGUCAACUGCAGUCUGGUUGUACCCACAACACUCAGUGAAAGCAAGGUAUCUGGAGUCUCCGAUGUAAAACAUUUGGAAAAGGGUUGGGGUGACGCAUUGAGGAUUUCAAAUGAAGGAACAAAGUCUUGUUUGCUAAGGUUGAGUGUUUUUGCACGUGCCCGCUUCAUAUUUGGAUAAUCCCGGUCCAUCUCCCAUGAGACCAACCCAGCAUCAAGAUUAACCAUCCCAACUAGGAUCAGAUCUAAUGAAUUGGAAUGACUGGAGCCUAGUGAACAAUAGUGUAAAUGCCACACAUACAGCAGCCCUUUAUACAGUGAGAUCAGAUGAUGAUUUAUAUGCAAAUGGAUAGAGCAGCAUGGUACUUAAGUUACCACAUAAGCAAUUCAGAGACAUGAGUUUGGGUUCCACCAAGACUGCUGAGAGUUUAACUUCAUUGAAUUGAAUUCUGGAAUCAAAAAGGUAUCCGUGAGACAAAUUGUCUAAAAACCUACAAAGCAUUGGAGGAACUCAGUGGGUCAGACUUCAUCUAUGGAGGGAAUAGAUGAAGGGUCUCAACCCAAAAUGUCAACUGUCCAUUUCCCUCCCUGACCUGCUGAGUUCCUCCAGAGCGUUGUGUGUUGCUCCAGAUUUCCAACACCUCCUGUCUCUUUGCCCAAAAGUCUAGUUGCUUCACAAAUGCCCUUAAAGGUAAGGAAAUGCUCCAUCCAUCUCCGGUCUUGUCUCCAGAGUUAGAAGCACAGAAUGUUCCCAACGUCGAAGGGCCCUGGUCUAGUGGGGAAAGAGCAGCCCAACCCAAUGUCCCCAUCCAGCACUGGUUCUGUAGCCCAACUGUACGCAGCUGAGUGGGACGAAGGGUUUCUGCCUCCACCAGGCUCUCAGGCAGUGAGAUCCUGACCCCCAGCACCCGAUGGAUGAAAAAUACUUUCCUGCCCCCCUCCACCCUUCUAAAACCCACUUUAAUCCAAUAUCCUCUGGUUUUUGACUGCUCUGCUGAGAGAAAUGGGCCCUUCCUAUUCACUCUAUCUACCCCUCAUAAUUUUUAGCACCCCUGUUAUCUCCCCUUCAUCACCCUGUUCAAAAGAAAACAAUCCUUAUUUAUCUAGUCUUUCAUCACAGUUGCAAUCUCUCCUUGUAAAUCUCCUUUGUACCAUCUCUAGUGCAAUUGCAUUGUUCCUGUAGUGUGGUGUCCAGGGCUGUUUGCAGUUAUUUAUACAUUCAGGGGAUGCAGAACAAGCAUUUAUUUAAGAACACAAAAAAAUAUGGAGAAAGAGCAGGAUGUUUCAUCCUUCUAUCGCUCAGCUACCAACAAGAUCAUGGCUUCCACCACAAUGCCAUCUUCCUUCCCUUUCCCUGUAACUGCUUGAUUCCCCGAACAUCCAGAAACCAGUCAAUCUCUGUUUUGAACACAACAAAUGACUGAACCUCCACAGCCCCACUGGGUAGAGAAUUCCAAAGGUUCACUGUCUACUGCAGGUAGACAUUUCUCCCAAGGAGACCCCUUUGCCAGCACUGUUGUCAGUCUGACCUGCUGAGUAUUUCCAUUAUCUUUUUGUUUGACUGGCAGCACACACUGACAAUACCAACAGUGCCCACGUCCUGCGACUGAAAAUUACAAACAUUUUGCAAUGGAUUUGGAGCUGAUAUUUGAGGCUGAGGUCAAAGGUCAGGAGUUUGUCUAAAAAGGACUAGACCUACGAGAACUGGAGGGAAUCCCCUUUCCGUGUUAGAGCAAGAGUGGAGCAAGUAUUGUUUUGAUCUCCAAACCUGCAGUAUUGGAUGUGGAGACUCAAUGGCAAGUUUGAAACUCAAAAAAAAACACACAGACUCAUCGGUGUCUACCUGUAAAUAGGUCCACUGUUCAAUCAUUGAAGGUCUUCUUAAAGAGGAAGGCACUUGCAUUCAUUCACUCCUUUGUUCUCAUUAGAGGAAUGAAAAUUUUACAAAUUUAAUACAUAUCGAGGUACUAACUUGGGAAGUCAAUUUGUACAGGAAGGCCAUCUUAGCUUUUUGGAAAAGCAGGUCAGUGUGAACCAAUUGUCUUGAUCUUUUCUCCACUUCCUCUUGGUCUUACUGUGACGUGGUGAUCCUUCUCACAAUAAACCAGAGCAGAUUUUAAAUGGUGCUAAUCACAAUAUACCAAAACUGUAUUAAACUGUGUUGCCUAUUUUUUUGUUGCAAAGAUAAUUUAUGGAGUUGUGUUAUUUUUUAGAUGCUUCUUGAAUUGAAUGUUGGCAUAAUUUAUUUCGGUUUAAGAUGCCUUUGUGUACAUAAAUAAUUUUGUUUUAAAAAUGGAUUAGAUCUAUUAAGCCAAGGGCAGGAGCUAGAAAUUCACAUUAAUAUUUAGGGUCAGUAGCCUCAGGCUAUCAAAAUAUUGGCUGUCUGGAAGCCUUUUUCUUGGUAAGUCUUGAUUACUUUUCUUACACUUCUUCAAAAGCAAACUACCUUGAUGACUCCUUUGGUACUGGGGUACAAUGUUUGCCUGAGAUGCAAUUAAAACUUUUCCCACUGCUGUAAGCUACCCCUGGGCAAGGGAGAGAGGGCAAAUAACCUCAGUUUUCUGCUCUGCAUUCAGGCCUUGCUGACGCUGACCAAUGGAGCCUAGUUACUUGGGCAUGGCCUCUUUUCACCUUGUGGAGAGGUUUAGCAAGAGAAUUGCCAUAGUGCUGGGACUGACAGCUCAUGACAAGACUGUCGUUGGUGGUGUAAAGAGAGUUGGGAAGUGGGGAUGUGUACGAUACCAGACUCAGAGGAACGGGAAUAGAUGGCCGACCAGGGUUUGCCGUAGGACGUGGAAUGUAGAACAGGACAGCACAGGGACAUGCCCUUCACCCCACCACGUCCGCACUGACUAUGAUGCCAAAUUAAAUUAAUCCCAUCUGCCUGCAUGUCGCCAGUAUAACUCCAUUCCCUGCCUGUUGUUCAUGUGUAUGUUUAAAUGCCUUUUAAAUGUUGCUAUCAUAUCUAAUUCUCCCACUUCCCCUGGCAGUACCUACCCACUCUCUAUAUUAGAACAUAGAACAAAGAACACUACAGCAUAGUACAGGCCCUUUGGCCCACAAUGUUGUGCCAACAUUUUAUCCUGCUCUAAGAUCUAUCUAACCGUUCCAUUCCACAUAGCUCUCCAUUUCUCUAUCAUUCAUGUGGCAUUAAAAACGUAUCCUGCAUAUCACCUUGAAGUGUUCCUCAUCUCACCUUAAACCUAUGUACUCCAGCCUUUAAUGUCUCCACCCUGGGGAAAAAAAAUCCUACCUACCCUAUCGAUGCCUCUCAUCAAUGUACUACUUCUAUCAGGUCUCCUCUCAGCCUUUGGCGCUCCAGAGAAAACAAUCCAAGUUUGUCCAACCUGUAAUACAUUCUACUCCAGGCAAUCUCUGGUGAACCUCUUCUGCACCCUCUCCAAAGCCUCCACAUCUUUCCUGUAAGUGUGGUGACCAGAACUUCACACUAUAUUCCAAAUGUAGCCCAACCAAAGGUUUAUCCAGCUGCAACAUGACUUCCCAAUUUUUAUACUCAAUGCCACAACCAAAGAAUACAAAUAGGCUGGCCACCUUCUCUACCACCUUAUCCACUUGUGGUUACUUUCAGGGAGCUAUGGGCUUGCACCCCAGGAUCUCUCUGUACAUCAUAAGAGUCCUGCCAUUUAUUUUCGUACUUUCUUCUUACAUUUGACCUCCCAAAAUGCAACACCUCACGCUUGGCCCGGUUCAUCUCCAUCCACCAUUUCUCCUCCCACGUUUCCAUUUUAAGCAACAUAAAAUGCCUGGUUGUAGCUUUCAACAUUUAAUGAUUAAAGAAUCAAAACGUAUGACUGGUAAUCAUUGGAACUUCCCAUCAUGCCAAUGGACCUUAGCUGCACAGUUGGUUAAUUUACACUAAAAUAAGUGUUGUAGAGGAGAAGGCCAUUCGGCCAAUUGAGUCAACGAAAACUCCUAAUCGACCAAUCCCUUUGGUCCUUUCCCCUCUCUCACUGUGCUGUUAUCAGUCGUUUCCCUGGAAAAGAGUGAGGGAAGGGGAAAUUGGCCGAAGGCUGCCUGACCUCCCAUGCUCGACCUCACCAGAACUCUGGCAGAUGCAGCCCUACUCCAGACGUUUCUCUGUCCUCUGAACUGAACCCAAAACAUCGACUGUCCAUUUCCCUCCACAGAAGCUGCCUGACCCACUGAGUUCCUCCAGUGGCUCAUUUGUUGCUCUAGAUUCCGACACCUGCAGUCUCUUGUGUCUCCACCUGAACCUCUACCAUCAUUGAUCUUUAGCUCCUGAUUCAGAAGUCUCAAAUAUAAAACUUCCAUCCCUUUGUAUCCUUGCCCUUGCUUAUGUCUGUAGCCUCCUCCAGCCCUUCCCUGGCUUUCCAUUCCCCGAAGUCUGGCCUAAUGCAUAUCUCCAUCAUUCUAGCUCCCUUUACCCAACCAUUGAUAACCUUGUCGUGAGCUGUUAGUCCCAGUUGUUCUGCCAUCCUCUCCCUAAACCUCUCUCCUCUCUUCCAAUAUUCUCAUUCACUUUUAACAAGUGGCUUGGUGACAAGGGGAGACUUUUCGAAUUCUGCAUCGCAUGAAUCCAAGCAUUUGUGUCGGUGCGCUUUUAAGAUUGUGGGGCUACUGAUCUUUGAGGUUCCAGAACCCAGAUUAAAGGGAAUUUCUUCUUCUCCCUGAACGCUACUGUAUAUAAAUGGCCACUAUAUUCUACGCCUUUCUGUAACCUGCUGCAUGCUGCGAGAUACAUUCUGUAAUGUGUUUAAUCCACAUGCUUUGGUUAUUUUAUAGGGGAGGAGAAAUGGUAAGCAGGAAUACCUCUGGAUAUUUUUCCAUAUUGUCUAACAUAUAGUUAGCUCACUUAUAGGGUGCUGGCAAUUUUUUUUCUAUCAGUAAGUUCAAAAUAUUCAUAUAUUGUUUCUGCUGAGUUAAAUCUGCCCAGACCCAUACAUUGCAACCUUUUCAAGGGCCAAGUUAAAAAAAAAACAGGUGUGAUAUGCUGUACGUGCACUGGAGCCAGGAAUGCACAGAUUUCACAGGAGGGGGCAGAGUUUUAUUUAAAGCUGAGCACAUCUCUAAAAUUUGAGGUGUGCAACUGAAAUUAAGGGGGUUGUUUGAACCGACCUUGGUUGGAGGGUCAAAGGACAUUUCAAUACCGUGUGUUCGUCCCUCCUUCUGUUGAUUCCCCCGUCCCACCGGAUUGUAACUUCAGCUUUAAGAGACUACACAAGUUGCUGAACUUGGUUGGGAGAACAGAAAGAGCCUCAAUACCGGUGGGCAAAGGAAACUGGGAGCAGUGGGAGGGGAGCAAGAAACAUAACUUGCUCCAUUCUUUGGGAAUAUCAUUGGUUUAAGGUCAAGUCUGGCCUUGGCGAUAAACCCCUUGCAUGGUUGUGUAGCCCUGGGUAUAUAUUGCGUGGCUUGAUGCUUACAAAGUUAUAAUCUGCAGCAUUCCUUCCCCAACUCACCAUGCUCAGGAUUCUGCCUGAAGGAAAGAUUUUAUUGCUCUGGAUUUCCAGUGGAAUCAUCCUUUGCAUGCCACCCCAGUGAUGUCAUGGUGCUAGAUCUCUGUGGUGCUUUCAUGAAUUGGCCCCUUUGUAUUAUGACAUGUGAAAUAUGUACAUUGAAACGUCAAGCACUGAUUGAAUGCAGGUUGUCUUGUUAUAAGGUCUGUAGCAUAUUAAAAAAAAUUGAUAUUCAGGAAGAAUAUGUAAAUUUAGUCACAAAAUUAAAAGAAGAAUUGCAACCAAUUUUGCGUCUUAGAAUGCCGUUUCUUUCACAAGGUGGAAGCGUGGAGGGUUGUUGUUCUUUGGGUGGAGAGAGAGGGAAAUGAAGAUGGAUUGGAACUUGAAGAACUCCACAGGAAGCAAGAACCAAUGAGCUAAUGUAAACUUCAACAUCCCUCUUCCUGUCCUGAUGUGGGCAAGUGGGUUUGGUGUCGACGGGCCAAACUGUCUUACAGACAGCAACAGAGGGCAGGAUUGAACCUGGGUCACUGGGGCAGUGAAACAGCAGCUCCACCUGUUGCACCACUGUGCUGAUUCAAAAGUGA